This is a messenger RNA of Didymodactylos carnosus, 1664 nucleotides long. NCBI's taxonomy places the organism in Eukaryota, Metazoa, Rotifera, Eurotatoria, Philodinida, Philodinidae. The record is from the annotation of a GenBank genome assembly.
CGUUGUACAGUGGAACAUGACUAAAUAAAAUAGGAAAUCAUGGGUUUUUUCAUCCUGACGGUGAUACAAGUUUGCGCGUCGCGGUUGCUCACCCUUAAACUUGAAGGUUCGCAUUCUUAUACCUUGAUGAGGUUGUGGUCUCUAACAUUUUAAACAUUUACCAUUUUCAUUUCUUCCAGAUGAGUCAUACUUCUGUCAGUCAACAUCGUGGCACCAGUCGGACAAAUGAAAUUUAUGCUUUAAUACAAAUGCCAAAUUCUGAAUACAAAAUUGUACCAGUUGCCGAUUGUAAAAUAUCUGAAGAUUAUGAUCAUGUAACGUAUAAAAACAAAAGCAUAAAAUCGGAAUGUGUACGACAAUUAAAAUUAAUUACAAAUGAUACAACUGACUUUGAAUAUGGAGAGAUUACUGGGGGUGGUAGUAAACGUAAACAUGUUGUAGAUUUAGAUGAUUUGAACGUUUUGGAUGCAACACAAGUGAAAAUGAGAAAAAAAAAUAAGAAAAGAAAAGGUGAUACACAAUAUCCCGGCGAAAAAAGAAUUGAUAAAAAUUCAGAUGCAAUCACAAAAUUAUUUAGUUCUCAUACAACAAACUCAAUCAUUAUCUCACCAAAACGAGCUAGUCCAGCCAGUUUACCACCAUUACUGUUGAAUAGUCUUAGCAGUGAUCCUGCAUCAACAAAUGCACAACAAACUUUAUUAUCACUAUUAACUCAGCAUCCCACACAAGAACAACAAUUACAAUCAACACUGACACAACAAACACCAUUAUUCAAAAGUUCAUCAAAAAUAAAAUUAUUGAGAAAUAAAAAAAAAACGAAUACAAGUGCAAGUACAAAUGAUCCACUUUCACCACAACGAAAACAAUCAAAGGAAAAUCAACCGCCAGUUGUUAUGAAUGAUCGUGAUAUUCAAGAAGUAUUUUUCAAUGAACUUGAAAAUCGCUUAACAAAAAAAAUAAAACCGAUGGAACGACAACUAGAGAUGUUAACGAACGUGGUAUUAAAUAUUCGAGAAAAUUUGCACAAGAAUAACGAUAAAUUAGAUGGAAUAAUGUUACCAACGUUAAAAAAAAUGAAGCAAAAUGUUAUUGACGUUAAGCAAUGUGUAUCUGGUAAAAGUUUAAAAAAUGAUGUACCGGUUCCACAAAAGUUAACAUUGAUAUACAAAGAGAAAAAUGUUAUGCGUCAUAAAAAACCUACCACUACAUGUUCAGCAUUUGCUCGAAAAGUUGCAGCAGAUAUUUUUACGAGAGAAGAUAUUCUCAAUUUGGAACAUGUAAAUAGCAGUGAUCCACGUUGUAAAGUUAUCGAAGAAGCAGUUUCAAAAGCAUAUGGAUGGUCAACUGAAACUUAUGAAGCCAAAUAUUCAGUAUUGAGAAAUUCAUUAGUACAAUUACGUCGAGAUAUUUUAGCUGGGAAAUGUUUAAAAACUGCAGAUCAAUCUGAAGAAAAUGGUACUGAUAAACAAAAUGAUAAUAAUGAACAAGAACAAGUGGAAGUUGAUAAUGAAAAUCAACAAGACGAUCUAGAUGAACGUACUAAUUCGCAUACUUCGUCUUCUUUGCAAUCAAGUUCAUGUUCGUCAGACGAUGAAAAAGAAUGUGCAGAAGAAGCAAAUGGUGAGAAAAAUGAUGAAUUAUCAUUAAGUAGUGGUAACAGUUAG